Molecule: messenger RNA, 1570 nt
Organism: Impatiens glandulifera
Lineage: Eukaryota; Viridiplantae; Streptophyta; Magnoliopsida; Ericales; Balsaminaceae
Product: protein EARLY-RESPONSIVE TO DEHYDRATION 7, chloroplastic-like
Exons: 4
Coding region: 79-1401 (440 amino acids)
Cellular component (GO): plasma membrane
Source: RefSeq, a predicted model, not a curated record
CCAACGCUCCUGUCAAAUCUCCAUUAACAUCUGCUUCAAACCACCCACAAUUUACCAAUCAAGAAAGAGAUAGAUCAAAUGGCGUCCCAGAACCCUAACAUCAGAACUCCUCUGUAUCCCCAAGUGAUUCAAUCCGAUACAGAUGCAUUCCAAUCCAACCCUAACACAAACUACUCCUCAGGAACAAAUCUCUACCCUCAAAUCGACAUGACAGACCUCGUCGAGAACUUAUUCCCCGACAAUGACGAAAUUACACAACAAUCCACUCCAUCCGCCCCUCUAGAGGCGUUCGAAGAGAUUAUCCUCAGAAUCCCUGGCGCUAUUCUCCAUCUAAUCGACGACCAGUACAGCGUUGAACUAGCUUACGGCGAUCUUUCUAUCUUUAAGAUCCAACAAGGUGACAGCACCGUUGCUAUUAUAGUCCGCGUCUCUGAUCAGAUCCAGUGGCCGUUAGCCAAGGACCAAGCGGCGGUGAAACUCGACGAAUCGCAUUACUUCUUCUCGUUCAAGGCACCCAAUGAUGAAGAAGACGAGGCUAGUGAUUUUCUGAACUAUGGGUUGACUAUAGCAUCUAAGGGUCAAGAAAAUCUGUUAAAGGAAUUGGAUCGGAUUUUGGAGCAUUACAGUAGCUUUUCGGUACAGGAAGUUGAAAAGAAGGUGGAUGUGAUGAAUGGAUCUAGUGUUAAAGAGUUGUCUCCGAUGGAUUUGAAGUCAGAGAAGAAGAAGGAGAAGGUUGAAGGGGAAUGUGCUGCUUAUUGGACUACUCUUGCACCAAAUGUAGAAGAUUAUAGUGGAACUGCGGCAAAGUUAAUUACUGCUGGUUCUGGUCAGUUAAUUAAGGGGAUUUUGUGGUGUGGUGAUGUAACUGUUGAAAGACUCAAGUGGGGUAAUGAGAUUGCAAAGAGAAGAUCGAAGCCAAAUACACCAACAAAGGUCCGUCCGGAAACAUUAAAGAAGAUUAGAAGGGUCAAGAGGGUGUCAAAGAUGACAGAAAAAGUUGCUGGUGGGAUUCUUUCAGGGGUUAUUAAGGUUUCGGGAUUCUUUACAAGUUCAGUUGCUAAUUCUAAAGUGGGCAAGAAGUUCUUUAGUCUCCUUCCUGGGGAAAUUAUUCUUGCUUCCCUUGAUGGAUUUGGCAAAAUAUGUGAUGCUGUUGAAGUUUCUGGGAAGAAUGUUAUGUCAACUUCAUCCACUGUAACUACUGAAUUUGUCACCCACAAAUAUGGAGAAGAAGCUGGUAAGGCAACAAGUGAAGGGCUUGAUGCUGCGGGACAUGCUAUUGGAAGUGCAUGGGCUGUUUUUAAAAUCAGAAAAGCGUUCAAUCCCAAGAGUGUUAUGAAACCUAGCUCCUUGGCGAAAGCAGCUGCUGCUUCAACUGAUGUUAAAAAAGGCAAGAAAAAAUAGGUUUCUGGAUAUGUAUCAAUGGUAAUGGGCUUGUGCAAUUUGUGAUUAGUAUCUUCUGUUAGUGUUAUAUGAAUGAUUUGAAUUUUUAUGAUUAUGUGUUACUAUGACAAGUUCAUAUUAACUUUUGUUUUAUUUAUUUAUUAUAAUUAGUUGUCUUGAGCUUAACGUA